Phoenix dactylifera (date palm) is the source of this 1018-nucleotide messenger RNA. RefSeq names its product auxin-responsive protein IAA9-like. Lineage: Eukaryota; Viridiplantae; Streptophyta; Magnoliopsida; Arecales; Arecaceae. Gene Ontology annotation, biological process: regulation of DNA-templated transcription. The record is from RefSeq and is a predicted model, not a curated record. Gene Ontology annotation, cellular component: nucleus.
UGUUCCACCCUCCACCUCUCUUCCUUCUUUCCUUUCUUUAAUGCCACAGCUGCUAUUUAUGAACACAAAUCCAAUCAAGUUCUUCCCCUUUCUCCAAUAUACUCUCCCACUGAUACUUGUUACAUUUCAUCUUUGGAAAGUAAAAUAAAAGAAGGAAGCAGUACAGAAAGAGAUGGAGUUGGAGCUCGGCCUCGCCCUUCCCAACAACCAUUUGAUGAAGGGGUUGGAUCUUAAUGAUGGCAGCACGACCAAUUCAUACAGGAAGAGAGGUUUCGAGGAGGCAUUUGAAGAAGUGAUCCCUAAGGCUACUCUGCCUCUCUUUGUCCAUAAAAAUGGUGGAGAUGGAGAUGAUGAGAAUGACAGCCCCCAGCUUAAGAAUUCCCCCGAGCUUAACAGCAUUAGUGGAAACAGAGCAUUGGUGGGGUGGCCGCCGGUCAAACACCCGAGGAGGAGGAGCGCAGGCGGUGGAGCAGAGGAGAGGUGGAGCGAGCACUGUGGGAGCAACAGCGACGACGGUGGCGGUGGUAGAAGAGCCAAGUGUGUGAAGGUGAAGAUGGAGGGGGUGGCAAUUGGGAGGAAGGUGGACCUCUCUCUGCAUGACUCUUACGAGGAACUCUUCCACACGCUCAACCAGAUGUUCCCCAACAUGCAACAUGAGUUGGGAAUUGGAGGUUUUGCAGGGUUUGCUCAUCAUCCUCAUCAUCAUCGUCGUCGCUUCAUGGUCACGUAUGAGGAUGGAGAGGGAGAUUGGCUGUUGGUUGGAGACAUGCCUUGGGAGGAUUUUAUCAGGUCAGUCAAGCGUCUCAAGAUUUUUAGCUAAACAAGUAGUCAACCAGAGAUCUUUCUUGGUCUAUAAUAUCUAUAUGGCUGGCCUACAUGAAUGUUUCUUCUUUCCUGCAUUUAUGUAACCUCUAGAACUUAGUAUGUGUUAUGGUUAUGGUAUGUUCCUGUUGUUGUUACACAUAAGUAGCUACUUGUAUAUUUAUAAAAAUAGAAUCUUGUAGGCCCUACUUUGUUA